AUGGCAAGCCCAAGCGGCAGCGGUGGACAGCCUCCACGCAAGCGGCCAACCUUGUUCGACCCGGCAAGAUUUGGCAACGCGAGGAGGCCCUCAACACUAAACCUCACCAACCCCAUACGCCCGGCCCCUGAAGUUCCUGGCCAGAACACUUACCCGCCGGCUCGCGCCCCUGCUGUUGAUCCUCGACAGCGAGGGAUCUCACUUGCCGAUCUUCGAGCUCAACAGCUCGCCAACCUCACCAGCGACCAGGUCACAGGUCUCCUCUCCAACUCCAAUCAGCGUGCUGAAAGACAAGCACCUGCUCCCAACCGAUCUACCUCUCCUUCCUUCCACCAGCCCUCUGGGUCAGACGAUGAUUCCCUGUUUACUGGCGAAAUCGAGCCAGCCACUGUGGAGACUCGACCUCCGACAUCCAAUUCUGAAUCAUCACGAGAGCCCAAUGUCGACAAUCAAGAACAAGACAAUGACAUUGAGGAGCCCUCCAUCCCGAGUCAAGGACCAUCUGGUGGUCAGUUCCAACCAGCCGCCUUGGAGGACGAUGAGGAUCUUUAUGGUGGUGAACAGCCCCCUCUCCAUCGAGCUGCGACAGUUGCCGUCAGGGAAGAUGAGGACGCCGGUGACGUCCAGGGAGCAACCGCUCAGCACAGCUCGGGGGAUGUUAACGAGGAGCUCUCUGAGUAUGACCCAGAUGGGGACUCAGACGAAGGUGUUAUCACGUACGAGGACGUCGUCAUUUACGGCGACGAGGACCUCUCUGAUGAUGGUGGCAAUGAUCGAGACGCCAUAGUUCAAGCUGGCAGGCAGCGCAGGAAGAGAAGGAGGGAAUUCGAGUACCUCAUGAGUCGCGACUACGAAGAAGAGGAGGAUAGUCAAGAUGAGGGCCAGCAAGGGGUCAAGCGCCCAAAGACAUCGGGAACGUCCAGAUCACCCACUCCACCGCAUUUGCAACCUGGCAUUGGUCGCCCGAUCCCCGAAUCUUUUGCCGAAAUGUCCUUAGCUGACAGAGUCAUGUUCGACCGGUGGGAGAACAGCGAUAGGGGCUGGUCUGCUAUAACUCACGAAGUCAAUCGCCUUACAGGAGGCAAUGAGGACAACAUGGUGAUCGCAACCUGGUACGAGAAGAUCAUCAUCAACACCUCAUUGGAGAAGGCUUAUGAAGAAGUUGACGCUGAAAUGUUCCUUCGUCAUGGUACCGAGUCACAAGGCGUCGGCAAGUUCUGGGAGAUGCGCUGGCACCUGGUUCGUGAGGAGUACUGGGAGCUGGAGCACCUCGCGAAAGAGGCAAGAGAACUCCGCGAUCGUUGGGUUGAUUUGCAUGCAGCUCAUACACUACGAACUCACCCGGACUACGACUGGACGGACAACCGAGGUGCUCAGGCUGAUCUCGUGCACGACCAGGAAGGAUCGGGUGCGGAGUUAGGUGGAGAGAUUGAUGAGGCACUUGAUGGAGAAGGUGAAGAUGAAUUUGAUGAGGAAAUAGCUGGAGAAGACGAGGAGGAGUAUGAGGGAAAGGAGGAUAAAGAAGAGGGCUACUUCUUUUGA
Molecule: messenger RNA, 1542 nt
Organism: Exophiala bonariae
Lineage: Eukaryota; Fungi; Ascomycota; Eurotiomycetes; Chaetothyriales; Herpotrichiellaceae
Exons: 3
Coding region: 1-1542 (513 amino acids)
Source: RefSeq, a predicted model, not a curated record